Oryzias melastigma (Indian medaka) is the source of this 1589-nucleotide messenger RNA. RefSeq names its product CDP-L-ribitol pyrophosphorylase A (gene crppa). The record is from RefSeq and is a predicted model, not a curated record. Lineage: Eukaryota; Metazoa; Chordata; Actinopteri; Beloniformes; Adrianichthyidae. Gene Ontology annotation, cellular component: cytosol. Gene Ontology annotation, molecular function: D-ribitol-5-phosphate cytidylyltransferase activity. Gene Ontology annotation, biological process: isoprenoid biosynthetic process; protein O-linked glycosylation via mannose.
CCGGAUGUAUCGUCUCUGCGGGUCUGGGUUUCUCAGCAGUGAUUUGUCGGUUUUCCGCGCUGGUGCUGCCUGAUUCCUACAGCUCCGCCCACUAUCACGGCGUGAACCGUUUUUGAACUGUGCGGGUUUCCACCCCCGCCCCGCAAACACGAACUGAUGGAGGUUCGUCAUCCCAAAGUCCAGAACAAAUGUGCGGGGCCGGGCAGGCCCGCCAAUCCCGGGGGUUUCCUAGACGGGCAUGCCGACAAAAGGGACACAUGUUCGGCGGCACACUCCGUCGACUUCCCGGUGUCGGUGGUUCUCCCAGCCGGCGGUACCGGAGAGAGAACCGGACUCCAAACACCCAAACAGUUCUGCUCUGUGCUCGGCAGGCCGCUCAUAAGCUACACUAUCCAGGCUUUCGAGAGGGUGUCGUGGAUUCAGCGCAUUGUGGUUGUUGUCGCCAAAGAGAGCAUGGAUCUGAUGGUGGACAUCAUCCGGCGGUUCCAACAUGAGAAGGUCCAGGUGGUGUCGGGUGGCUCGACUCGUCACCGCUCCAUAUGCAAUGGAGUGAUGGCGCUGGGCGAGGACGGGGAGGGAAUGGCGCCGGACAGACCCGGGGUGGUCAUCAUCCACGACGCCGUGCGGCCGUUUGUGGAGGAGGAGUUUCUACACAAGAUCGCCACGGCCGCCAGAGAACACGGGGCGGCGGGAGCUAUCCGACCUCUCGUUUCCACGGUGAUCGCCACCACAUCCGAGGGUUUCCUGGAUCAUUCUCUGGAGCGAGCCAAGUACAGAGCCAGCGAGAUGCCUCAGGGUUUCAGCUACGACGUGAUCCGUCAGGCCUAUGAGAGGUGCACCGAGACCGACUUCGAGUUCGGCACCGAGUGUCUCCAUCUGGCUCUGCAGUACUGUGGCACCAACGCCAAGCUCAUCGAAGGUCCGCCGACGCUGUGGAAGGUGACCUACAGAAAGGAUUUAGCUGCUGUGGAGUCAGUCAUCAAAGAGUCGCUGUCCGAGUCCGCCUGCAUGAUCACUGGAGGACGGGCGUCCGCCGCGGCGCUGGCUGAGGCCUUCCAGAAGGCAGCUGGAGCUCUGCAUAUGGGGCUGGACCCCAUCCCAGAUGUGACGGCAGAGAACUCCAGGUAUCUGCUGAAGGAGGCCAACUUCAUCCAGGUUUCUAUAAAUGAUCAAUGUCUGUCUGAAGUGGAGGCUUUAAUCCAGGCUUUGGAGGAGGCCAAUCCAGCUCUUCUUCACCCGCUGGUCGUCAUCUGGAUGCUUGUGAUCACUGAAGACGAGGCGUCUGACGGCAGCACGGCGGCACCAGCAUCUGCACUCAUGGACAUGGCCUCAACAGCCAAGCUCCACCAAAUCCUGCUUUAUGGGAUCCAGUUUCAUCAGUCCGAGAACCCACAAAAUCCACUCAGCAGAAUUUCAAAAUAAAAGUCUUUGUAGAAGCAGCACACUCACUUCCUCUGAUCUGUAAACCUGUCAGUGAAAAACACUGUUGUGUGAACAUCCAGCAGGUAAAAUGUUUCUAUCUGAAGAGAAAAUGUUUCUAAAGAUGAAUCUGAUGUGUAAAAAGAAUAAAGGAAAAUCUUUCUACUUUA